Messenger RNA from Homarus americanus (American lobster), 1541 nucleotides. RefSeq lists its product as uncharacterized. The record is from RefSeq and is a predicted model, not a curated record. Gene Ontology annotation, molecular function: nucleic acid binding. The coding region runs from base 97 to 1200 and encodes 367 amino acids. The transcript has a single exon. Lineage: Eukaryota; Metazoa; Arthropoda; Malacostraca; Decapoda; Nephropidae.
CCUUAGAGACGUCUGGUCCCUAGAUGGCGGGCCAGUGGGAGACGGGCUUCCUCCUAUUUACUUUCCUUGACCGACAUCAUAACACAACAGUGGACAAUGGCUCCGAAUCGAUUGUCAUUCGAGCAGCGCAAAUUGAUUUUGAAGUGGUACUGGAAAUCUGAGAAUGUGUGUGACGUGCAACGACAAUGGAGACGUGAAUUUACAACUGAGCCCCCAACACGACUAACUAUUGCUAGAAUUCGUGACAAAUUUGAGGCUGAAGGUACUGUGCAAAACAUGCACAAGAAUCGUUCUGGGAGGCGUCGCUCAUCAACGGGUGAGGAAAAUGCAGCUUUAGUGUUGCAAGCAUUCACACAAUCACCACAAAAAUCUGUAAGGCACACCGCUCGUGAAACAGGAACCAGCAGGGCAAGUGUGUACAGGAUUCUGAAAACUGCCCCAAAGUGGAAAUCGUUCCUGCCUCAGCUUUUACAUUCCUUAAGUGAAGACGACUCUAGACGCAGGGUAGAAUUUUGUGAGUGGAUUCAAGGAAAGGUGAAUGAGGAUAAACAGUUCGUUGACAAGAUUGUCUGGUCUAAUGAAGCCACUUUCAAGCUCAAUGGUACUGUAAAUCGCUACAACUGUGUGUACAGGUCCCUUGAAAAUCCAAAAAGUCAGGUAGACAAGGAAGAUAAUGUGCCAGGAUUGACAGUGUGGUGUGGUGUGUCGUCUAAGGGUAUUGUGGGACCGUUUUUCUUUGAAGGGACAGCUACUGAUGCUGGGUACUUUAACAUGCUGCAGUCAUCCAUUGUACCUACCAUACACCAGCUGUAUGGAGACAAGAAAGUUUACUACCAGCAAGAUGGGGCUCCCCCACAUUUCCACAGUGAUAUCAGGGAUUGCCUCGAUACUAAUUUUCCAGGCCGGUGGAUAGGGCGAACAGGUAAUGUUGAUUACCCUCCACUUUCACCUGAUUUAACUCCAUUGGACUUUUACUUGUGGGGUAACCUUAAGAAUACAGUGUAUGCUAAAAAGCCUUCUACACUCCAAGAACUGAGGCAUGAAAUUGAGUGGUCCUGUACAGCGAUCCCAGCACUUAUCUGUCCAAAAGUCUGUCGCUCUGUUUUUCGCCGCUGCCAGCAGUGUCUAGAUGCUAAAGGUGGACAAUUUGAACAUGCUGUAUAUGAUAGUGAACAAUGUGACAAACCAUUGUUUCACUGAAUUAUUAAUUAACAGAUGUUUUCUUCAUUAAUCAGAACAGUACAGUACCCUAGUGUUCAUCCUUAGGGUGUCAUGAUACUCAAAAUUAUUCUGAAGACUACAAUGGAAAUAAGUCUUUUGACUUUGUGUUUUCUUUGGAAUUCUAUUACUGUACUUGUAUUGUAUACAGUUUAUACUGUAUGACAAGUGUUUACUUGUUAAUAUAUUGUAGUUCUUGCCCAUAUCAUAGUUGGUAAAAGUGUAGAAGGGUGACCACCAGAAGGAAUUGUCCGAAUUGAUUGAAAUUUUUCUACACACUAAUAUCAUGAUACUAAACACAAAAAUGAAAACAACAAUACGUA